Messenger RNA from Centruroides sculpturatus (bark scorpion), 2220 nucleotides. RefSeq names its product M-phase inducer phosphatase 3-like. Lineage: Eukaryota; Metazoa; Arthropoda; Arachnida; Scorpiones; Buthidae. The coding region runs from base 242 to 2041 and encodes 599 amino acids. Gene Ontology annotation, cellular component: cytoplasm; nucleus. The transcript has 17 exons. Gene Ontology annotation, molecular function: protein tyrosine phosphatase activity. Gene Ontology annotation, biological process: protein dephosphorylation; G2/M transition of mitotic cell cycle; positive regulation of G2/MI transition of meiotic cell cycle. The record is from RefSeq and is a predicted model, not a curated record.
CUGAUCAGUUGAGUCGUGAGUUGGUCGUAACUGCUACGGGAGGUUGGGCGGGGGAGAUUGUUGUCUAUUGAUUAGUAUACUCUGAACAAAAAAAAAAAAUGUGUUGAAUGUUCUUCGAUCCGUUCGGCUCUCUUUUAUCGUUUCUUAACAUUAACAUUAACAGCUACUAAUAUGAAAUGGUCUGACUGAUAUAAAUUCUUAUUGGACUGUGUUGAUUUCUAUGCUUCUCAAGUGCAUUUAGAUGGCAGGUUCUGAAGAAAAAACUAGAUUGGCUCUCCCUCUUAGACUUAAUAAUUCUACAACACUGAAUUCAGGAUGUGGAAUGUCACCUGUAACAGAUUUAAUGUUUAAUUUGAGUGGACUGUCUACUGAUAGUAGUUUGGUAGAAACACCCAAGAGACGAAUAUCCUGGUCUAGCUUAACACCCAGUUGUUUAUCUUCUGUAGAUUCUGAUCAAAGCUUCAACGAAUCUCCGCAACCUGAUAUUCCCGUUUCGCAGAAUAGAUUUCUGAAGAAUGUAACAUCUCAAAAUGAAAGUAAUCAGAUUAUUAGAAGAGUUCGAACCUUUCCAUUUCAUCAAAAUCCAUUGAGAGAUAAAGAAAACAUUCCAAGUUGUAUGUUGACUGAAAAUGUUUCCAGAAAAAAAUGUUUAAAUACUUCUACAAUUGAUUCUAAUAACAGUUUGGAAUUGAAUGACAGUGGUUACUCUACUUGCCCAACUAAUUCAGAAGAAUCUAAAUCUAAUAAUUCAUUGUUACAAAGGAUAACAUAUGAAAGUGAUACUAAAUUUGGCAAUGAAAUAAGAGAAUCUGUAAGUAUAUCUUCUCCUAGUGUUCUAUCUUCACCUGGUAGUUCUCAGUCUACAACAGUUAGAAGUACUUUGUUUGCAAAUGAUGAUGGAGACGAUUUCUUAGAUGUUUUUGGCAUAGAUAAACAAAUUGACAGUUUAAGUGGCUUUUCAGUAAACAUUACAAAUUUGCUCACAAAGCCUGUCAUUCAUUCUUUAUCAGAAGAAACAUUGCUUUCAGAUGAUGAUUCAAAUAAGCAGAAAAAUACGGAAGAAAAGAAAUUGCAUCCCAGAAUUCGAAGAUGUCUUUCGCUGAUGUCUGAAUGUGAUCUGAAAAUUACCAAAACUGGAUUGGAUUCACUUUAUCAGUGGAAAAAACACAGCUCCUCCUGUGAUAUUAAUGAUCCUCAAAAUUCUCAAAUAAAUAAUAAUCCUACAGAUACCAAUAACAAUACUAGAAAUUUUAUAAUAACUGAAACAAAACCAGCAUUUAAGCGACCUGAUCCACCAAAAGAUCUUUUCUGUCCUAUUCAAAGUAAACGUAGGAAAAGUGUGCCAUUAGUUCCUCUACUAAAUGAUACAAAAUUAUCUGUAAAGAAAUCGCCACUUCAAAGAUGCCAUUCUGAAACAGAAGCAACUAUUAUGAAAGCAUUACAAAAAUCUGUACAGGAACCUGACUUAAUAGGGGAUUUUUCUAAACCUUUUGCUCUGCCUUUAGUAAAAGGUAAACACCAAGAUGUGAAAACAAUAACUGCUUCUACAGUUAUAGAUUUAUUAAAAGGUAAAUACAAGGAUGUUGUUGACAGUUUCACUGUAGUUGAUUGUAGAUAUCCAUACGAAUUUGAAGGCGGACACAUUGUAGAUGCAAAAAACAUCUACACUAAAGAGGGAAUUAUAGACUAUUUUUUAUCAAAUAAAAACAAAUUUAAUCAAGAUAAGAAACGUAAUGUAAUUAUAUUCCAUUGUGAAUUUUCAUCUGAAAGAGGUCCUAAUUUAUAUCGCUUUCUAAGGAACAUGGAUCGAGAAACUAAUAAAGACAGGUAUCCACAAUUACAUCAUCCUGAACUUUAUAUUCUUCAUGGAGGUUAUAAAGCUUUUUAUGAGAGUUUUAAGGAAUACUGUGAGCCACAGGAAUAUAAACCAAUGCUUCAUAAAGAACAUGAACAAGAAUUAAGACAAUUUAAAGCCAAAUCAAAAUCUUGGAAUGGUGACUGUAAAGCAAGGUUGGGCAUCAGGCCGGGACUUAAAUUCUAAAUAGCCAUAUUUGUAAAAAUGUUCAGUAUUAUACAUCUCAUCUCUUAAACUUAAAACGUAUUGCCAUUUCACUGCCAAACAAUUGUAAUAAUGUAUUACAAUUACUAAAGUAAUUAUAAAAUUUAUUAAAAAUAUAUAUUUUAAAACUUUACAUGAUAUAAUCUUCAAUAUAAUAAUUA